CCGAAUCCACUAAUUUGAAGGGGUGUCCACAUACUUUUGUAUAUAUAGUGUAUUUAUGUGUCAUUAAUAUGGCCUAGCUUAAAACCUUAAACCUGUAUGGAAUAUAUGCAGCCCACACGAACAAAAAUGAUCAUUCCAAUUAUUUCAUACAGUAUUAUCAUUUACCCAAACGAGAAUACAUAUUGAUUUCUCUAUUUGUUUAUUUAUAAGCAUGCGUAAAAUGUGCGUAAUUUCGAACUAAUUUAUGGGACAAAGGUGUACCGCUAGGAUGAGAGGAACACGCGGGUACAAGGAGAGGAGGAGUCGACCACCUCUCCUUGAGCCAAAUGCACUCGUCCCUCCUCUCUGCAACAGCCCGUUCCCCCCUUAAACCUUGGCCAAACCCCCGCCCCAUCACUCCACUCUGCCUGUUUUUCCAUACGGUACAGUCUGAACACACGGGCACGAAAUGGAUACGGAAGGGAGCCAGAGCAGCCUGUCCUCCACGGACUCCCCUCACGACCCCUGCAAAAUGUUCAUUGGCGGCCUCAGCUGGCAGACGACACAAGAGGGAUUGAAAGAGUACUUUUGCAAGUAUGGCGAAGUGAAGGAGUGCAUGGUGAUGCGGGAUCCAGUUACUAAGCGUUCUAGGGGUUUUGGAUUUGUCACGUUUCUUGACCAGGCCGGUGUGGAUUCAGUUUUGGCAGUAACCAGGCAUGAGUUGGAUUCGAAAACAAUUGAUCCGAAAGUUGCAUUCCCUCGUAGAGCCCAGCCCAAGCUAGUGACUCGGACCAAGAAGAUCUUUGUUGGAGGUCUGUCCGUGAACACGACCAUUGAGGAUGUCAAGGCGUAUUUUGACCAGUUCGGAAAGGUUGAUGAUGCCUUGCUCAUGUUUGACAAGACCACCAACAGACACAGAGGGUUUGGCUUUGUCACGUUUGAGAAUGAGGAUGUGGUGGAGAAAGUGUGUGAGAUGCACUUCCAUGAGAUAAACAGCAAAAUGGUGGAGUGUAAGAAGGCUCAGCCCAAGGAAGUGAUGUCACCCACGGGAUCGGCCAGGGGGCGCUCUCGGGUAAUGCCCUACGGCAUGGAUGCCUUCAUGCUGGGCAUCGGCAUGCUGGGCAGGGGGCAGCACUGUUUCACUCAAACACAGACGCAUGACUGUCCUUUCACCAUAGGUUACCCAGGGUUUCAGACAGCUACCUAUGCUAGUCGAAGUUACACUGGCAUCACCCCUGGAUAUACCUAUCAAUUCCCUGAAUUCCAUUUAGAGAGGACCCCCCUUCUGACAUCACCACACCCCCCUGAGCUCACAGCCAUUCCUCUGUCGGCAUAUGGACCAAUGGCAGUGGCGGCAGCAGCGGUAGCUAGAGGCUCCGUCCCCUCUCGCUCGGGGGGGUUCAACAGCCCUGGGCCAAUGGCAGACUUAUAUGCAGCAGCCAAUCAGGAGUCUGCUGUCAGCAGUUACCUCAGCGCUGCAAGCCCCUCCCCAAGCACUGGGUUCGGCCAUAGUCUGGGGGUAAGACACAGCCCUUAUCACGGUCCUCUGAUUGCUGCGGCCUUCACUAACGGCUACCACUGAGAGAAGCUGUGAACUGAGAGAUGGAAAGAGUUGAAGCUGCUUUGAACUGGUCUGACAUGUCUCUGUAUGGUUACUCCUCUCUGGCCGUGUGACCCUGCAGCUGCAGUGGGAACACUGACCCUUGACCCCUGAUGUCCCCGCCCCUCCUCCCACUGAGGAUCUCUCUUCUUCAGACUUCCUGUGUUCUGUCUUUACAUCACCUCCUGUCUAACAUGUUACUGUAGUUAGCAGAAAGGAACAACAACCUUUAAAAAUAUAUAUGUUUCUGCUUGUAUUAGAAAAACAUGCUGAAAAUUCUAGUUACUUUUUUAUUGUGUCUUAUUUCUUUUGACUGUUUUGUGAAGAUUGUAAUGUAAUCUCAUAUGUCUUAAUUCUUUGUUUAGUUUUUUUAUUCAUUUGAUUAUUUUGUCAGAAGAAGGUGUUUUAUUGAGAGGCGGUGAGGGAGAAAAAGUGAUCUCCAGGUACGAAAUAUGUGAAGGACUGGAGAAAUAAUUUGUACUGAAUAAGUGUAUAUUUAUAUUUUAGUACAUACUGAAUUUUAACAGAACAUUGCUGAUUAAUACCAUUUUUUUUAUGUAUUACAAAUUUGAAAAAUGUAUAUCUUGGUAGGUUUUUAACAAACAUUUGUUAUACUAAUAAUGGUAAAAGUAACAAAAUUGAUAGUCAUGAGCCUAUUUCCAGUCAGAUUGAACUGUGUGAUGUCUGUUUUUGUAAAAUAUUGUAAAUAUAUCUGUCUUUUGGAUUCUGCAAAAAAUUAGGGGUAUUGGGAAGGCAGUAAUGGUAUUUGUUUUCAGCAGAUGGUUUUGUACUUUCAUUCAUACUGUUCGGUGUUGGGCACCCAGACUGUUACAUAUCAUAGUAUCAUAGUGUAUUUGUGUGAUUCAUAAUCUUUAGCUAUCUGAGUUGUGAGACUGGUCCAGGUCUGUCAGAGUGAAAGGGUUUGCUCCUAUACUGUGAAUUCACCCAGGAACCCCUGUUAUCAGCACUGGGAGAGAGAAAGCUUGAGAUGUUACAUAAAUGUGGGCGAUGCAGGUGUGGGGAUACUUCUCUUAUAUGAGUAGGCCUAAAACAAGCUGUUUCUUUCCUCAUUACUUGGAACUUAUUUUAUUGUUGUUUUAGAAUUAUAAUUUUGAAUAUGUAAUGGUUGUAAAGGAAAAUGAAGGACAAACAUGCAGGAACAGUCGUAAAACAGUUUCACGAUGGUACGAUUUCACAGAUUGUGUUGAUGCGUGUGACUGCGCGUUUGUGUGUUUAUGUGUGUGUGUAUUGUAUGGCUAUGUGGUCACACUUAUUGGCAUCAGGUGUGAAAUGUAUUGUCAGGGAAUGGAUACAUUGGUGGCAAAUGUGAAUUUAUAACCGCCAUUUUGAUUUGUUAAUGAACUUCCUUGUCUCUGUCGAUGUGUGGAGGGGAUUCAUUCAUUCAUUUCAGUGCUAAAUUAACACUCUCAGAGGUGGUCCUGAGGCUCUUCCAUGAUGAGAUUGUAUGUAUUUCUCCUCAACCCCCUUCUCCACACUGACAGAUACAAUGUAUAUCUAUCUACUGGAUGACACAGACUGGAGCCAUGAAACUCAUAAGAAGCUAUAUACUUUUUUAAGAGACAGCAAUCAUUUUGUAAACAUUUUUUACGUUUUUGCAAUGGGAGGUUAAAUAAAGUGUUUUAAUUUUAUGGUUAGUUUAAGAACAAGAGGCGCUGUCAAUUUCUAUCACCAAGUUAUAGAUUUUGAUAUUUUUUUCUAAGCCUGCUGAUUGAUUGCCAUGGUGUUGCAGCCUUUGGACUCUGUGCUCACUCUGAAAGGUAACGUUCUUGUCAACACUGUAACCCUCUUUUUCAAUUUUUUACAAUUCCUAAUAAAUUAUUUUAAAACAUUCUA
This is a messenger RNA of Coregonus clupeaformis (lake whitefish), 3433 nucleotides long. Its product is annotated as RNA-binding protein Musashi homolog 1. The coding region runs from base 449 to 1561 and encodes 370 amino acids. The transcript is spliced from 15 exons. The record is from RefSeq and is a predicted model, not a curated record. NCBI's taxonomy places the organism in Eukaryota, Metazoa, Chordata, Actinopteri, Salmoniformes, Salmonidae. Gene Ontology annotation, molecular function: RNA binding. Gene Ontology annotation, cellular component: cytoplasm.